Molecule: messenger RNA, 4769 nt
Organism: Octodon degus (degu)
Lineage: Eukaryota; Metazoa; Chordata; Mammalia; Rodentia; Octodontidae
Gene: Fhdc1
Product: FH2 domain containing 1
Exons: 12
Coding region: 1265-4435 (1056 amino acids)
Biological process (GO): actin filament polymerization
Cellular component (GO): actin filament; cytoplasm
Molecular function (GO): microtubule binding; actin binding
Source: RefSeq, a predicted model, not a curated record
ACAAUACAGAAAACUAACUCCAAAUAAGCCUGGCCCAUUCGGUCAGCAUGCCCUACCAACCUGAGGGAUGUGGUGGCUGACAGAUUGGGGGGUUGCAGUCAGGACCAGGCUCAGUCACCCACGUAGCCUAUAGAAGGCGGGCAAGGUGAGGAGAUCAGGCUUACAAAGGCAGUGAUGUAACAGCACUUUGGGGAUGGACCUGGGGAAGCGACAAAGAAAAUAAACUGACGUAGAGGAUCAGGGCAUCCAGCUCAGCUUCUUCAAGCUGCAAAGUGCAGAAUGAAGGUUUCUAGGAUUAUCCUAAGACUCAAGAUGCCUGACACACAGCCAACAGCAAAAACGCAUGAAUCCAUUCCCUUUCCUCCAAGAGGGCUAGUGUGGCAGUGGAUAUCAACUAGAUGGAAGAGAUACUGGGAGAUGACAAUAAAUGUGGCUAAAAUGUGGAUGUGAGGAACUUAAGGGGGAAACAGCCUAAGGAAAAGCUGAGAUUUCAACUUUAAAAGUCAAUCUUAGGUAAAGAAGGUAACACUGAAGUUUAUGACAGGAACGACAACGAAACAGAUUAAAGCGCCCCUGACAGAACCAGGAAUGGAUCUGCUUGAUGUUCCACUUCUUUUAUUCUUCCUGGAUCUUUCCAAGGAGAGAUGCCUAGCCUCUGAGUGCUGAGAGAUUUUUGCUUAAAAACUUCCUCACAAGUUACAGCUUCAGGGCCCACAAAAACAGGCUGAAGUCAGAAGGCAAUUCCUGCGGGUUAACAGUGGACAGUGAAGACCAAGUUGGAGGAACUCCAAGACUGUCUUCAAAGGAAAAGGCAGCCGGGAAGCAGAGAGAAGGCCCUUGGGCCAGGCCACUGAGGGAAGAUCUGGGCCGGGGGAUGGGCCGCCCAACUUGGCCCCUUAAAAUGACCUUUUUUGAGAUAAGAUCUCGCUAUAUUAUCUUCCCUGGCUCCACCUCCAGGGGUCACACAAUUCUCCUGUCUCAGCCUCCCUAGUGGACAGCACUGGAGGCAUUGCGCCAUGCCUCCGCCUAGAAAAUGGCUUUUUCCUGAGACCACAUGCCCAGUUGGCGUCCGGAAAGCAGGAGUUCGGAGUAGGCUGAGGUGUGCACAGGCCAUCCGAGGACGCUUUGGUGUGAAAGAGGACACAGCGCAGUUGCCCUUUCUUCCUCUGAGCUGACUUGUCAGCAAAGAAGUAUGACCCACGCUUGACAUCUGUGUCAGCCUCCUCAAGGCUGAGGGAUCUUCUCCUUAGAAGGCAUCGGUACUAUGCGUGUUAUGAAUUGUGUCUCCUUGGCCAGUGAUAAAGGAAAUGGGACUAUUGCCACCUCAGCUGGCUUCAUGAUCGGGCAGACGCCACCCCCAGCUCCUCCGACUCUUUCGACUCCUCCACCCCCUCCCCCUCUGCCAUGUCCUCUCUCUGGGGGAGCCCUUUCCUCCCCCUCCCCUCCCCCACCCCCACCACCUCCCGGACCCCCUCUCGCUCCUCACCCCCAAAGCUUCAGCUCCCUGGGGAAGAAGAAGCGGAUGAGGAGCUUUUUUUGGAAUACCAUUCCGGAGGAGCAAGUUCGAGGCAAGGCCAACAUCUGGACCCUGGCUGCUGGGGAGCAGCAUCACUUCCAGAUCGACACGAAGACCAUAGAGGAGCUCUUCGGGCAGCAAGAAGACACAGCCAAGCCUUCCCUCCCCAAGAGAGGAGGACCCCUGAGCUCAUCCUUCAGGGACACUCGAGAGGAGGUUACCAUCCUGGAUGCAAAACGAAACAUGAACAUUGGGAUAUUUCUUAAACAAUUUAAAAAGUCUCCACAGUCCAUCGUAGAAGAUAUUCGCCAAGGAAGGAGUGAGGAUUAUGAAUCAGAGACGCUGCGAGAAUUUCUUAAGCUUUCGCCCAAGUCAGAAGAGGUGAAGAAGCUGAAAGCCUUCAGCGGCGAUGAGGCCAAGCUCUCCCUGGCAGACUCCUUUCUGCGCUUCUUGAUUCAGGUGCCAAACUAUUCACUUCGGGUUGAAGCCAUGGUGCUAAAGAAGGAGUUUUUGCAUUCCUGUUCUUCUCUACACACCGAUAUGACAGUUUUAAUAAAUGCUACGAAAGAGCUGAUGUCGUGUAAGGCGCUGCAUUCAAUAUUACACUUGGUGCUGCAGGCUGGCAAUAUCAUGAAUGCCGGAGGAUAUGCUGGCAACGCAGUGGGAUUUAAACUGUCUUCUUUGCUCAAACUGGCAGACACUAAAGCAAACAAACCCGGGAUGAACCUUCUGCAUUUUGUUGCACAGGAAGCCCAAAAGAAAGAUGCCAGUCUUCUAAACUUCUCUGAAAAGUUGUACCACGUCCAGGAGGCUUCUAGAUUAUCUCUGGAUAACACAGAGGCAGAGCUGAAGUCGCUGUCUGUCAGGACGAAAUCGCUGGAGGAAAACAUAAAGCGGGAUGGGGAACUUUGUCAGCAGAUGGCUGAUUUCCUGCAGUUUGCCACAGAAAAGCUGACAGAGCUGGAUAGGUGCAGAGAAAAGCUCCAGCGUGAGGCCCACACCCUGAUCGAUUUUUUCUGUGAAGACAAAGAAACCAUGACGUUGGACGAAUGCUUCCAGAUAUUUAGGGAUUUCUGUACCAAGUUCAACAAAGCGGUUAAGGACAACCGGGAUCGAGAGGUACAGGAAUUGCGGCAGCUGCAGCGGCUAAAAGCCAUAGAGGAAAGGCUCCCGGGUGAGCUCGGGGGCUUUGUCCGUAGCAACAGCGAGGCGGACAUGGCACUGCUGACCAGGAAGUGCACCGAGAACCUGUCCCAGCUUUCACACCCUAGGCCCGACAGCCCCUACUUGAGGCCCCCCAACAUCCGUCGCUCCCGCCACUCAUUGGUCGUCCCUACGGACCAAGAGCUGCUGUCUUUUCUGAAAAGUGCCAACGCCACCUCCCCCUCCAGCGGCAGCCUGGAUGAGCCCAAGUUCAACACCCUCCCCUGGAGGCACCGGCGGCAGGCGAGACCUGAGGUUGCCAGUGGGCAGUCCGGGGACGCAGGGGGCCACCCCACCUUUGCACAAAGACCUCAGGCCUCCCCUGCGCCCCAGCCUACUGAGCAGCCCCCAGCCCUCCCUCGAGCACGGCACAGGGCUGGCACCCUCCAGAAGAGGAGCAGCGAACCCUCGGGGCUGGGAGCCUCUCGGACACCUUCGCUUUCAUCCUUGACCCUGGGUGUUCAGGAGCACGAGUUGGUGACAGGGCUGGCCCAGUUCAGCCUGGAGGACCCCAAGGACACACAGGAGUCAGCACGGCCACCCCAGAAUGGUGCUGGCUCCGGGCUGUCUCCGGAGCCAGGGAGCCUGCUGUCUACGAGUGCGGGCCACACGGGCGAGAUGCCCAUGUGCAGGAGUCCCCAGGAGGGUCUCCACCCAGCCCUGGAGGCCACCGCAGCAGUGCCUGGCAGUGAGGCCUCAGGGUCUAUGGGGAGCAGCUCCUCUGAACAAGGGGACCCUGCCAGUGUCUCCGACACCACUGACUGCUCACUGACCCUAGACUGCUCGGAGGGAACCAACCUUGGGGUGGGAGGCCAGGGGCCAGGGGAGGCCAGGGGUGGCUCAGCAUCCUCUGGGAGUGGGGCAGUGGGGCACAGCCUGGCCUCCCCGCAGCUGACACCCAACCCCACCAAGAGCGAGACCCCCUGCAAGGUAGGCCACACUGGGGACCGGCCCGCUGGAGGGAAGGAGGCCUCAGCCGGGUCCAAGAGAAGCCCCACCAAGGAGGCAUCGCAGGGGCCCCCAAGGGACAGGCGGGCCCCAGGUGGUGCAGAGCCCAGGCCUGUGCGGACACUGAACACGGCCGAGAGCCAGGGCCUGCGCAAGGUCGUGCCCAUCUCCAAGACUGGCCGCAGCACUAGGCCUGUGAGGCCCCCGGAACCUGCAGCCCGGGCCGCACCCCGCCGCGGCUCCCCGAAGCGGACCUCAGAAGUGGUGGCAAUCAGCACCGAGGACCCGCGCCCGGCCCGGGGGAGCGGUGGCGGCCGCCCGGGGAAAGAGGCGGCUCCGCAGCCCAGGGGCUCCCUCAGGAAGCCCAGUGCCAAGCCCCUGAGGAACGUGGCCAGGCAGCGGCCCGAGGAGAACAGGGCUGGCCCCGCUGAGCCGCGGAGCCCAGAAGAGAAGCCCCGGGUCUCACGCCCGCCCUCCAACAUGCCCAGCUUCGCCCGAAACACGCUGGCCUCCGCGUCCCGCUGUGUGCGCCCCGAGCCCGCGCACCCAGGCCUCACGCGGGCGGCCUCGCAGCGGCAGCUCCGGGCCCGGGGCCCGGAGGACUGCGCCCCCAAGGACGGCGGCGCCCUGCGGCGCACCCGCAGCGCCAGGACGACCCAGAGGAGCCCGGAGCCCUUUGAGCGCAGGGUCCGGGAGCCGGGCUCUCCCAGGCGGCGCGGCUCGGCGCGGACCACACUGGGAAGGAUGCUCGACCCCUUGUGGAAGUGAGGGACCGCCGCCUGGCACCCACACUGUGACCUCAGACUUCUGGACCAGCGCGGAAGAGGCAGCUGGUGACCAUGGUGUCGCUUACGGUUCCAGGGGCCCCUGCUGCGAAGUCAGUCCGGAUGAGUGCGCACGACUUCUGUACACCUGGACCCCAGCUUGCCUCCUUCCCGCAGAACGCAAGUCCACAAAGAUGUAAAAGAUGAUGCUCCUAUGCAACAAGUGCAAAAAAAUUUUCUGGCCAGUUUCUAUAUGUCACAGACUUGUUUUUUGAGACAGGGUCUUGCUAUGUAGCCAGUUCAGGCUGGCCUUGAACUCACUAUAUAGCCCAGGCUGG